This is a messenger RNA of Epinephelus lanceolatus (giant grouper), 1244 nucleotides long. It is a transcript of the gene msrb2, whose product is annotated as methionine sulfoxide reductase B2. The record is from RefSeq and is a predicted model, not a curated record. Gene Ontology annotation, cellular component: cytoplasm. Gene Ontology annotation, molecular function: peptide-methionine (R)-S-oxide reductase activity. Gene Ontology annotation, biological process: response to oxidative stress; protein repair. Lineage: Eukaryota; Metazoa; Chordata; Actinopteri; Perciformes; Serranidae.
AUCCCGACGCAGCGAGCGCACUUGGCUCCACUGAUAUCAGCAGCACUUGACUUCAGACAGAUUUUACACAGAGGGAGCAGUAGCAGCAGCAAACAUGUCUCGUCUCACCGCCCGUCUCUUCGUGGUAGUGUCUCAACAUGCGACAGCCAGAUCUGUGGUGUUACCGAGGAGGAUCCCGGCGUUCAUUCGUCCUGUGUGCACAUCUCAAGGCCUGCAGUCACUCAUCCGUUACGAUGAGACAAAAGACUGGCAAAAGAAACUGACCCCAGAACAGUAUGUAGUCACCAGAGAAAGAGGGACAGAGGUGCCCUUCAGUGGGAUCUACCUUAACCACUUUGAGGUGGGGAUGUACCACUGUGUCUGCUGUGAUGCUCCACUUUUCAGUUCAGAGGCUAAGUAUGACUCUGGGACAGGCUGGCCUGCAUUCAAAGAGGCUCAUGGGACAUGGGAGCGUGACGAAAGCUCCGCCUCCAUCAUCCGUCGCCCUGACAACAGCCUGGGUAGCGCUGGGACAGAGGUCCUUUGUAAGAAUUGUGAUUCCCACCUGGGUCAUGUGUUUGAAGACGGACCGGAUCCGACAGGUCAGCGGUUCUGCAUCAACAGUGUGGCCCUCAUGUUUAAACCCAGAGGAAACAGCAAACCUGGCGAGGAUGAGCGGGACUAAAACACACUUAUGUGUCAUUUCACACCUUUUCUUUUACGAGGCAAAUUAAAGGACCACCUGAAUGUCAGAGGAUUCAUUCAAUGGUUUUGACCUAAACAUAUUUGCUAGUGAGAAGCUUUGUGUGUGUCUAAAUGAAUGAAUUUUGGGGGGAAGAGGACCUCCUGGUGUUUAUUAAACCUGUAAAGAAUUCAGCUCAGUUGCUUGUGAAGAAAAUGUAUGCACUGGAGGGAAGUCUACGCACAGAACAUGAUGUACAUGAUUCACACAAAGUCAAACUGAAGGCCAUCGGCUCCAUUAAUGAAUACCAUACUUCCCAAAAAAUAGUCACUGUUUUAACUGUUUGUAUUUUUCACAAAUGUUUGUUGAGUUGGUAAUUUUGUUUUAUACUGAACGUAUGAAUGUCAGCAUAACUGGGCCUCUUUGUCUGUAGAGAUUGUGAAAGACAGAAAGUUCUAACAUUGCUGCUUUGUGUGUUUUUCAGUCCGGGGUCACAUUAACACAUCAAUUGUUUUGUUUUUUAGGAAUUGUAUAAAAUUGAAUGAUACUUUGUCAAUAAAUGCAUAUCUGUGUUUUCUCUGAA